Aedes albopictus (Asian tiger mosquito) is the source of this 1118-nucleotide messenger RNA. RefSeq lists its product as uncharacterized. NCBI's taxonomy places the organism in Eukaryota, Metazoa, Arthropoda, Insecta, Diptera, Culicidae. The record is from RefSeq and is a predicted model, not a curated record.
CAUAAACAAUAAAAAACCCGCUAGCAUUUAAAAAUUAAGUAUACCUAAUAAGGAAUGGUUUUAAAAACCGGAAGCUUGCUAAUGUCGUUUUCGUUUUUGCGGCGGUGCUAUAGUUUAUAACUUAAAUAUUAGUUCAAUUCGCGUGUGAUGUUCAGCACCGCCGAGCAGUUGAAACGUCGCACACCGAAAGACGGCAUCAACCGGAGAGAAUACAUCACCCUACUGGUGGACGAGUAUUACGAAACAUCUAACCUUGAAGCUCAACAGCAGGUAACGGCCAACCUAGCGAACUUCGCAUACGACCCCAUCAACUGGAACCAUCUCAAGCAGGCGAAAGCUCACGAACUGUUCGUUGAGAUAUUGACCGGUUCGGUGGUGGAUCCGGCCUUACUGGUUCAUGCAGCGGCUGGAAUCUGUAACAUCUGCCUAGACGGCCAAGUGACGGAAUACUUGAGACUUGGUGGAACCCUGAAACAGAUUCGGGCUUUGAUUGAGCGUUAUCCGACCAGGGGAGAACUGGUGGGUCACCUGCUGACGCUAUUGGUCUACGUGAACCGGGACUCGUUGGAAGGCGAUUUCCGAUCGGUUUUGGUAACAUUGAAGCAGGGAUCGAACAAAUCGGUGUCCAAUUUGGCAACGGUUCUGCUAGGGGCAAUGCGGCUGAUUCUUCAGUUUAGACGGUUACUGAGCAGUAGCUUUUCCACUGGUCAGGUUUUUAGUUCCAGUCGGGUGUUCCGGCGAGAGGAUUUGCAGAAGUUUGCGGAGUUCACCGGAGAUAGCAAUCCGAUACACAGGAGGGAUGACCAGAGCUUCGUAAAUGGAGCGUUGUUGAAUGCAACGACAGCCGGGAUCAUUGGGAGCAAUUUUCCGGGUUAUGUGGUAACAUCGCAAGAAUUCCGGUUUCCCAAUCGAUGCCGGGUGGACGAAGAAGUUGAAUUUGAGGUCAAAGUUGAGGGACUGAGAAAGAUUGUAAACGUUUCGUACGAAUGCAAACAAGGCGAGCAAACGGUUUUCGAGGGGAGGGCGAAGUUGUUUGCCGUGGAGGGGGGUAGUUAGUAUUUACAGAAUAGAAUGUUGUUUUAAUAAACAAUCGCUCUCGUGGCAACAAAGUGACUCAA